This is a messenger RNA of Thlaspi arvense, 498 nucleotides long. Lineage: Eukaryota; Viridiplantae; Streptophyta; Magnoliopsida; Brassicales; Brassicaceae. The record is from the annotation of a GenBank genome assembly.
AUGGAAAGUUCUGAGCAAAACCGAUGUCGUUCUACCGUAGUAGAAACCAUCGAAGCACCACUACCACUAGUGUGGUCAAUAUUACGCCGUUUCGACAAACCCCAAGCUUACAAACGUUUCGUGAAGAGUUGCACUAUCCGCUACGAAGGCGACGGCGACAGUGGAAAAGGCUCCGUUCGCGACUUGACGUUGGUCUCCGGCGUUCCGGGGGAUUUCAGCACGGAAAGGCUCGACGAGCUAGACGAUGAGUCUCACGUUAUGAUGGUUAGUAUCAUUGAUGGCAACCAUAGGCUUGUGAAUUUCAGAUCGAGGACGACGGUGGUUGCGAUGCCGGAGGAUGAGGCGGAGAAAACGGUGGUGGUGGAGAGUUACGUUGUGGAUGUGCCGGAAGGAAAUAGCGAAGAAGAUACUAUAUUGUUUAUUGAUACAAUUAUUCGGUUUAAUCUCGUAUCACUUGCUGAGCUUACCAAGAAGAAGAUGAGAAUCAUCGGACAAUGA